Guillardia theta CCMP2712 is the source of this 643-nucleotide messenger RNA. RefSeq lists its product as hypothetical. The annotation marks the transcript as partial. NCBI's taxonomy places the organism in Eukaryota, Cryptophyceae, Pyrenomonadales, Geminigeraceae. The transcript has 3 exons. The record is from RefSeq and is a predicted model, not a curated record.
GGUAACAAUCUGCAGGAGCAUGAAGAGCCAGGAAGGGGAAGCAUGGAUGAGUUUCAAAGCGAGGGUCAGGUAUCAAGGCACAACGGGCUGCCCACGACUCCGACCAGCCCCGGCGAUGCGGAUGAGUCGAUGGAGCACGGCUCGUCGUCCAGCGAUGACAGUGAGGCGGACAUGUCAGGGAUCGACUUCUCCCGGAGAGAAUCGUCCUUCAGUCAUGGCUUCACUGACUACGACCAGGAGGAGGUGGGUUGUAGCUCCUAAGGACUUACAGGGCCCAGAGGCGUCGGAUGAGACGAGGAUGCUUCUUGAUCAAAUCAAGAGAGAGGCGGAAGAAAGUCUGCGAGCCUACAGGGCAGCCAUCGCACGGACAUCACAAGGAAUCUGACAUGAGUCAAGUUGGAAUGGAUCGGGCCGACCAGCGCACCCGUGCCAGCAGCGCAUUGUGAUCCUUUGGGCCGCCGAGGCUCCAACUCACUCUGACCGACCCGGCGUCCGACCCGGCGCUCGCGGCAGUCGGAGGGCUGAUGAAGUAUGCGUUCUGAGGGUGGCUGGUAUAAAGCGGUAGUUCCAUAUCCUCCGAAAGUACUUCGAAAUCAUCUUACUACUUUCAAAUGGUAACAAUGGAGUUUUGUAUAAACAAAUC